CAAAGCAUCUGCUGAUGGUCAGACUCUGAGCUCAAACCUAGUCCAGUUCAGAGAUAGAGAGCAAGAAAUUACAAUGGAAGCCUCGGAAAUGCAGCAGCACUUUGAAGGUGGACGAGCAUCUUAUAAGGAAUCCAAACGGGGAGGGUGGACUACCUUUCCCUUCAUCAUAGGAAGUAUGAUGGCUCUCUCGAUAGCAGUCGGUGGGUGGGCGUCGAAUCUGAUAGUGUUUCUAAUAACAGAGUUUCAUGUGAAAAGCAUAUCCGCUACAAAAAUAAGCAACGUUGUCCUCGCUUGCAGCAGUCUCUUCCCCAUUGCCGGUGCCAUCAUUGCCGAUUCUUUCUUCGGCUCUUUCCCUGUCGUUAGCAUCUUCGCCUUCGUUUCCUUACUGGGUACGAUCAUGUUCACCCUAAUCGCAACAAUACAGUCCUUCACCCCAUCACGAUGUGCAAUCGGCUCAUCUACGUGUGAAAGCCCAUCAAAUCUUCAAUAUGCAGUGCUGUAUAUGACCUUAACGCUGGCAUCAAUGGGGUCUGGAGGCACACGCUUCACAAUUGCGACCAUGGGAGCCGAACAGUUUGACAAGCCCAAAGAUCAAUCCGCUUUCUUUAGCUGGUAUUAUCUCACCUUGUACGUUGCAAAUGUAAUCAGCUUCACUGCCAUUAUCUAUGUUCAGGAUAACAUUGGCUGGGGAUUAGGGUUUGGUAUAUGUGCCAUUGCAAAUGCCAUUGGUUUGGCUGCUCUUGUAUUGGGAAAGAGGUUCUAUCGCCGCGUUAAGCCAAAAGGAAGCCCUUUCAAGAGCAUAGCUCGUGUGGUGGUUGCAGCAAUUAGGAAAAGGAAAACAUCUGCAACUUUUGGAAGCCAUGAAGAUUAUUAUUUUGGAACCACUGGGAAUUACAUGUUAAAAUAUUUGGAAGACAGGGUACCAACUAAAAGAUCAUUCAGAUUCUUGAAUCGUGCAGCUCUAAAGACUGAAAGUGACAGGAAAUCAGACGGCUCGUAUGCAAGAUCAUGGAGGCUAUGCACCAUGGAAGAAGUGGAAGACCUCAAAAACCUACUGACCAUCAUCCCAGUCUGGUCUACUGGCAUUUUCCUAAGUACCUCGAUAGGUGUUUUUAAUAGCCUUACAAUCCUGCAGGCCCUAACCAUGGACCGACACCUUGGGCCUAAUUUCAAAAUCCCAGCCGCAUCAUUCCUAGUGUUCAACCUCUUAGCUACAGCAAUAUCAAUCUUCGUCAUAGAUUGUUUAAUCCUCCCCACGUGGCAAAAUCUAACUCACAGACCUAUAACACCUCUCCGACGUAUUGGAAUUGGCCACUUCAUCAACAUCAUUGCAUUGGUGGGGUCAGCCCUAAUCGAAACUAGAAGACUCCACGUGGCCCAGACCCAUGAAGUGCUCGAGGGCUCGAUUGUCCCCAUGUCAGCCUCAUGGCUCGUGCUGCCAUUGGCCGUCUUGGGCAUUAGCGAGGGUUUCCAUUUCCCAGGAACAGUUGCAUUGUAUUAUCAAGAAUUUCCAGAGGCACUAAAAAGUACGUCCACAGCUAUGGUAUCGUUACUGAUCGGAAUUGGGCUCUUUCUAAGCACGAUAGUUACAGACUUGAUAGAUAGAACCACAAGAUGGUUACCGGAUAAUAUUAACAACGGGCGAUUGGAUUGUGUGUUCUGGACGUUGGUGGUUAUAGCAACUGUCAAUUUUGGUUACUUCUUAAUUUGUGCCAGGUUUUUCAAGUACCAAAAUGUUGAAGAUCGUGAAGACCUUGACGAUGGAACUUCGGGGCUGCCUCAAUAAUAAGGUCGUGACGUCGACGGUGGAGAUGAUUUUUGUGGCGACCUGGGGUUUUUACGCAAAUACUUACGUGCACGCACAUGCUUUCCGUUGAUGGAGAAGUUGGCUUUGUUCUU
Molecule: messenger RNA, 1899 nt
Organism: Juglans regia (Persian walnut)
Lineage: Eukaryota; Viridiplantae; Streptophyta; Magnoliopsida; Fagales; Juglandaceae
Product: protein NRT1/ PTR FAMILY 2.7-like
Exons: 5
Coding region: 74-1786 (570 amino acids)
Biological process (GO): transmembrane transport; oligopeptide transport
Cellular component (GO): plasma membrane
Molecular function (GO): transmembrane transporter activity
Source: RefSeq, a predicted model, not a curated record